UAUUAUUUGGUCGUUUUCGCCCUUAUUUUUUGGUGUUUUAGAGGUUUUCCAUCACGCGUGGUUUUGUCCCAAAGAGCACCUUUUUAUCGCUUAACAGAAAAACAGGAAGUAGGCCGAGUUAUGUGGACAGGAGGCGGCUAAGCUAGUUGUCAACUAAAGUUCAGAAGGAGUUUAUGGAUCGGUUAUUUAACAGCAGAUAGGUGACAGUUAUCAAACAGUAUCGACCGAUAUGAGCGGCAACAAAGAAGUCAGUUUUGAUCCAAAAGAGCACCAGCACCUGCGUUAUAACCCUCUGCGGGACACCUGGGUGCUGGUAUCGGCCCACCGCAUGAAGCGACCCUGGGCAGGUCAGGUGGAAAAACCUCCUGAGGAACACAUACCCAGAUAUGACCCCCGCAACCCACUCUGUCCUGGGAACACACGUGCAAAUGGAAAGGUUAAUUCAGACUAUGACAGCACUUUUCUUUUUGAUAAUGACUUCCCCGCUCUUCAGCCCGAUGCUCCAGAUCCUGGUUCAGAUCAGCAUCCAUUGUUCCAGUCUAAAGCUGCCAGGGGCGUCUGUAAGGUCAUGUGUUUCCACCCCUGGUCUGACAUCACCCUCCCUCUCAUGAAAAAGCAAGAAGUUGUCGAGGUGAUUGACAAGUGGGCGGAGCUUGUUGAAGAACUGGGCGCCACAUACCCCUGGGUUCAGAUUUUCGAGAACAAAGGAGCCAUGAUGGGCUGUUCAAAUCCACAUCCUCACUGUCAGGUGUGGGCCAGCAACUUCCUGCCUAAUGAGCCGGCUCUGUCAGAUCGCUGUCAGAGAGCCUACUAUCAGAAAUAUGGAGAACCGUUGCUGCUGCAAUACGCCAGACAAGAGGCUGAGAAAAAGGAACGUGUGGUGGUGGAGAGUUCUGAUUGGCUGGCGGUGGUUCCAUAUUGGGCGACGUGGCCCUACCAGACGCUGUUGUUACCACGACGACAUGUCCUCAGGCUCACUGACCUGACAGCGGAGGAGAGGGAUGGUCUGGCCGACAUCAUGAAGCGACUGCUGACCAAGUACGACAAUCUGUUUGAGAUCUCUUUCCCGUACUCCAUGGGCUGGCACGGAGCUCCGACUGGCCCCCAUUUAAAGAAAGACAACUCUCACUGGCAGCUGCACGCUCACUACUACCCUCCUCUGCUGCGCUCAGCUACAGUUAAGAAGUUCAUGGUGGGGUAUGAGAUGCUGGCCCUGGAGCAGAGAGACCUCACCCCCGAACAGGCAGCUGAGAAGCUGAGGAACCUUCCAGAGGAGCACUAUAAAACCAGAGGGCACCUGGAAAAAGGAGGAGGAAAGGAGACAGAAGAUGGAGCAAAGGGAAAAUGAAAAUGUUGGCAUUGUGUGUCUCUGCAAACCACAUGACAUUAAAUUAGUAUGAUUCAUACUACCUAUUAUUUAGAUGUUUCUUUAGUGACGGGAAUCGAGUGUUCCUUUUUCCCCUUGCAAACAUUUAGCACAAAUUUGGAGCGUUAUUUGAUCCCCUUUCCAACAAGAUAGCUUUACAUGGUUAGCACUAAUGGAUGCCUUAGGUCCUCUAGUUUAAUAUGAUACACGUCUUCACCGUAGCUUUAAAAUUGAGCCCAACUGAGCAAGUUUUCUCACCGUCAUACCUGCUGCUUCUUCAUGGUUUUUUUGCCAGCCAUGUGGCCUCUUUCCUCCUUCCAUUUCCCACCUCUCUUUGCACCCUGACGUUUCUAUUAGGGGUCCCUAAUUUUUCUUAAGGCAUUCUGACUUAGCGAAACAAGCAGCAGUCCGCCUCACAUUUUUACAUCAUCAGUAUCAGAUGAAAAUACACGUAUUUAUCAUGCAAAUAUGUAUAAUGUAAAUCACAUACUAUCAUUGAUUUACUGUAAGUCAGUAAAUUGUUGUACUUGACCCCAUGACCGUGGACCUUUUCAUGGGCCCCCCUUGUCCAUGGGCUGGAGUCAUCUGUGCCCUUUGACCCCCCUUACAGCAGGCCUGGAUGGUGUGACACCUAGGUGUGAUGGCUGCCAAGCUGCAGGCCGUCGUUUGAGUCCUACAGACAACAAAAUGGGUUGUUGUUUUUUUAACGAUCUGCAGCAUUUCCAGCCAUUAUAAGGCCACCAGCACCGGUUGAUUUUAGUGACACAUGGGAGGCAUUUCCUGUCAUGAAGGUGCCACCAAAACUGGCAUCUUUUUAGUGCAACAUUGGCAGCAUUUCCAGCUGUGAUUCUUUCAAUAUAUCUGCUACAUAGUAACGUGCAAAUGUUAUAUAUCUGGGGUUUUCAGAAAUGUACAAUGCCAACAUUUAUUCUGGUGAGUCGAAGAAAAGAGGAAAACACAGCCUUGUUAAACCCACAGUAUUUUAUUUGGGAUAUAUGUGAUUCUUUUGUUUCCAAAGUUCUGUAAAAAUGACUCUUAAACUUCUUGAUAUGUGACUUCUCCUGAGUGACAAAGUGCCUUUGCGAACACAGGACUUUGAGAUAAUCUCACCUGCAGAAUACAGAGUAUACGUAUAUAUUUCCAACACAUUUCCCUGUGCACAGAGCUGGUCCUGGACUCCUCACUGUAAUUAUGAAAUGGACUUCAAACAAAAUGUGCUAUGGAACUGCUCAUCCAUGUUUUGGGGAGAUAAUGAGGGAACAUUAUUCCUUUCUUCCCCGCUGUCCCUUCUGUUGAAUUUACACAAACUUUGUUUGUUGUUUGGUUACGUUGGAAGCCUUUCAACCACAAAGCUUUGUCUUCCAGCAACACAAUGAGCUAUUUGUGAUUCAAAUGAAUGCCUUUGUUUCCUGCGAAUGUUUUUACAUGGAAAGUAAUUCUUGAAGUAGUUAACUGUUUGACAGCUUUCAGCCCUAAAGGUGUGACAGUUAAUUUUAUGGAGGAAAUAAAUGAUUUGAAA
This is a messenger RNA of Epinephelus fuscoguttatus (brown-marbled grouper), 2885 nucleotides long. It is a transcript of the gene galt, whose product is annotated as galactose-1-phosphate uridylyltransferase. Gene Ontology annotation, molecular function: UDP-glucose:hexose-1-phosphate uridylyltransferase activity; zinc ion binding. NCBI's taxonomy places the organism in Eukaryota, Metazoa, Chordata, Actinopteri, Perciformes, Serranidae. The record is from RefSeq and is a predicted model, not a curated record. The transcript has 11 exons. Gene Ontology annotation, cellular component: cytoplasm. The coding region runs from base 230 to 1348 and encodes 372 amino acids. Gene Ontology annotation, biological process: beta-D-galactose catabolic process via UDP-galactose, Leloir pathway.